UAGACUGUGAUGAGUACUUGGGGUACGGAGGUCGGACUUGGGUGCAGGGCCCACCAGGUGCCGCCGCAACCGCAAUCCAUUUUCCAGUAGUAGCACCGACUCCGCGCGCCCACACCGCCGCGAUGUCGUGCUGGGCCGCAGGCCGCCGCUCGUCGGCGGAGAACGCCGGCGCGGGGGGCGCCAACAACAAACCGGUGGCGGCGCGGGCCGGGAAGCGCGUCGCCCUCGGGGACAUCACCAACGUCUUCCGCGGCCGCGGGAGGUCGUCCGGCGCGGCGAGCUCCGCGCCCGAGGCGAAAUUGAGUUCAACCAAAACAGUUGAUGUGAAGAAUAAGGGAUCCUUUGCAAUCCUGCGCGAUGUGAAAACGGAACAGAUUCCUGUCAGAAAACCAACCUCUGACCAAUUUGAUUGGGCAUUAUCACACCAUGACAGUGUCCUUCAGAAGGAGAAUGCCUCUUUCCCUUCUGUGCCUAGCUCACCUGGCCUGUCCGAAGAUUCAGUCUCCAUGGAGGACGCUAUGUCAACAUGCAACUCAAUAGAAAGCCCUGAUCUUGAGUUCCUUGAUGACAUGGACUCAUCAAUGGCGGCCUCUUUGCAUUGUUGGACCAAUGAUAAACUUCAUAUCUCAGAUAGUAUGGAAGUUGCAGCAUUCAACUGGAGGAAACAUAGUCCUAGCCCUAUGAAAGCUGAGAGUAUCUCUGACCUUGACAACAACUAUGAGGAUCCACAACUUUGUGCAACACUUGCCUAUGAAAUUUACGAGAACUUGCGAGAGGCUGAGACUAGUAAAAUGCCCUCAACAAAUUUUGUGGAAACCACUCAGACAGAUAUGAGCACAACCAUGAGGGCGGUGUUAAUAGACUGGCUUGUAGAAGUCACAGAAGAAUAUCGUCUUGUUCCUGAAACCUUAUACCUCACAGUCAAUUACAUUGACCGCUAUCUUUCUGUCAAAGAGAUCAGUCGGAACAGACUGCAAUUACUUGGUGUUGCCUGCUUACUUAUAGCUGCGAAGUAUGAAGAAAUAUGCCCACCUCAAGUAGAAGAGCUCUGCUAUGUUACUGACGAUUCAUACACUAAGGAAGAGGUUUUGGAAAUGGAAGCUUCUAUCCUGAAUUACUUGAAGUUUGAGAUGACGGUACCUACACCAAAAUGUUUUUUAAGGGGAUUUGUAGAUGCUGCUCAAGUGUUUGACAAGGACCCAACUAUGCAUCUUGAGUUCUUAGCCAACUACAUCUGUGAGCUGUCGCUUCUGGAGUAUAGUUUGCUUUGCUAUCUACCUUCGCUGGUAGCUGCCUCUUCUGUUUUCUUGGCGAGGUUUAUCCUUAAGCCAGCAAAGAACCCAUGGAAUUCCUCGCUUUCUUACUACACACAAUACACACCAUCUGAGUUGCGUUGUUGUGUAAGGGUACUACACCGGCUCUUCUGUUUUGGCCCUGGAAGAGAUCUUCCUGCAAUCAGAGAAAAGUACAGUCAGCAUAAGUACAAAUUUGUUGCAAAGAAGUACUGCCCUCCAUCAAUCCCCACUGAGUUCUUCCAGGAUGCAACCAGUUAGAAGCUGAGAUUACCAGUUAGUGUGAGACUGAUCCGUACAGAAUGCUGUUCAUGCAAGGAAUGCACGUGGCCUUGUGUUUAGCUGAUUGAUAGAUGUACAUAAACUGUAGAUGGGACCGGUGCGGCUAUGUUCACUUUCCUGUGGCAGCGUUGUGCUUUCUUCUGGCAUUGUCUAAAUACUUAGCUGAUGUUGCCUUCUUUACCCACUCUGUAGAGUUGUAUGCAUAUUGUACGUUUAUGAACUUGUACCAUAUGGUUCUGGACCUUACUCAUAGCAAAGAUAUAUAGUCUGGCUGAAGAUAAAGUGGAUUCAUUGGUCAUUGUUAUCUUCGGUUAUUCUGAA
Molecule: messenger RNA, 1895 nt
Organism: Setaria italica (foxtail millet)
Lineage: Eukaryota; Viridiplantae; Streptophyta; Magnoliopsida; Poales; Poaceae
Product: cyclin-A1-4
Exons: 11
Coding region: 123-1553 (476 amino acids)
Biological process (GO): regulation of cyclin-dependent protein serine/threonine kinase activity; mitotic cell cycle phase transition
Cellular component (GO): cytoplasm; nucleus; cyclin-dependent protein kinase holoenzyme complex
Molecular function (GO): cyclin-dependent protein serine/threonine kinase regulator activity
Source: RefSeq, a predicted model, not a curated record